This is a messenger RNA of Bactrocera neohumeralis, 516 nucleotides long. RefSeq names its product clumping factor A-like. Lineage: Eukaryota; Metazoa; Arthropoda; Insecta; Diptera; Tephritidae. The record is from RefSeq and is a predicted model, not a curated record. The coding region runs from base 1 to 516 and encodes 171 amino acids. The transcript has a single exon.
AUGCCUGUACCAAAAUUAGCUAAAUCCAAAAAACAUGUUGCAACCGCUAAGGAAAUCAAGGAGGAGCAAGUCGAUUCCUUAGUGCAAGAGCUGCUGAGCGGCAACAAAAAACUAACCAAGGCACAACAACACAAAAAACGUGAGUUGGAAGCUUAUUUGGUGCAGAAGCUGCAGCAAUACGAUGAAGAGAGCGAAGACACAGAAAGCACUGAAUCAUCAGGCACUGAAGAUUCUGAAUCUGAUAGCGAAUCGGAAAGCAGUUGCGAUUGCGAGGACUGCUCUGGAUCUGACAGUGAGAAUGAUAGCGCAACAGAUAGCUCAGACGAGUCGGAAUCUGACAGCGACGCGGACUCUGACUCGGACUCUGAAUCUGGUAGUUCUGAUGAUGAUACAGGAUCCAGCAGUGAUGAUAGUUGCAGCGAUUCGGAUAGCGAGUGUAAUUGUAGCAAGCGCUCCGAUCAGUUCACUGAUGAAUAUACCAUAAACAGCUAUAGUGAUGAAUCUGAUUAUUCCUAA